This is a messenger RNA of Mizuhopecten yessoensis (Yesso scallop), 1559 nucleotides long. RefSeq names its product beta-1,3-galactosyltransferase brn-like. The record is from RefSeq and is a predicted model, not a curated record. Gene Ontology annotation, cellular component: membrane. Gene Ontology annotation, molecular function: UDP-glycosyltransferase activity; hexosyltransferase activity. Bases 1 to 1275 code for a protein of 424 amino acids. The transcript has a single exon. NCBI's taxonomy places the organism in Eukaryota, Metazoa, Mollusca, Bivalvia, Pectinida, Pectinidae.
AUGAGUCGCCGAUUUGUUGGCAGAAGCAUGUACUCCCGUUUCCGCUCGGCCAAGUUCAUCUUCUUCAUGUCAAUAUGUAAUGCACUGGUAAUGCUGAUGAACGUUAUGUCUGUGUAUAAUAGAGGGGAGUUAGCUCAAACAAAACAGGAAAUUAUCCGCGAAGUUAUAAGAACGGUACCAUGCGAAGAAGACGCGGAAAAAGAACCCAAAGCAAAAGUGCACGUAAAAUAUUUUGAAGAUGAAAGUCAAAGACAUGAAGAAGAGGACUCAGAUAACGAACUUCCACUUUGUUCGAAUGUAACUGAACCUGGCGUGGAGUGUGAGAUACAGUUUUCUGAUUUUCAAUAUCCACUUGAGAUUAACAUGACUAAGUUAGUAUCUGAUUAUAAACGUCAAGGACAUGUGGAUGAAACAGUCAUUAACAAAUACACUCACACGGAGACACUCGUUCCCGCCAAAACCUGCGUGCAAGGGGAAGGCAAGAGUUCCGAAAAACACGUGUUUAUGAUUUAUCUGAUCAAGAGUACGCCGACAAACUACGCCCGGCGUAAUGUUAUCCGGAAGUCUUGGGCGGACGAAUACAAGUUCCCAAGUAUCCGGCUAGUGUUUCUGAUGGGGUUUCCUGUGAGAUCCACUCUGAAUGAGAUGAUCGUAGCCGAGAGUAAAGAAUUUGGUGAUAUUUUACAGCUGGAUUUCAUUGACACGUAUUACAAUCUAACAUUAAAGGCUAUUGGUGGAAUAAGAUGGACGGCCAAAAAUUGUCCGGGAGCAAAAUUCGCUAUAAUGGGGGACGAUGAUUAUUACGUAGCAACAGAUUUCAUGUUGUCUUUACUUGAACAUAUUCACACGUUUCAUCCCACUAGUGUCUAUAUGGGCGGACUGAUACACAGUGCCAAACCACAACGAGAUCGGUCCGCUAAGUGGUAUAUCUCCCCCGCGGAUUAUCCGUUCAACAAGUACCCUCCCGUUAUACGGGGAGGAACUCUCGUCAUGUCCAUGGACUUCGUAAUAGACAUGAACAUCGUCAUACCCUACACGAAAUCCUUACCUUUCGACGACGUGUAUUUCGCCAUUGUUGCCUAUAAGCUCGGGGUAAAACCAAUGACCGAAGACAGGUUUGCCUUCCGGAAAGUGAGGUACUCUGACGAGGAGUUCAGAACGGUUCUUAGUUCCCAUGGUUACAAGCGUCCGUUUGAACUCAAGCAUGCGUGGCGAUGUCACGAGAUAAUACAAGAGUUGGCACGGGAGAAUUCUACCAAGAAAACGUGUUGGUGAAAGUAGUUGUGUUAUAUUGACCGUAUCGUUUGAAGCGAGCUAUUGCAGAUGGAUUCAUUGGUUAAUUAAGUAUGAAUGAUUGAUGAGGAGAUUAACACACCUUAACAACAGGUAAGGGGUAGAGUCUUGAAGAACAGUCCUGAAGCAAAACGGCCCUCCUGGGACGGCGCACAGACCUAAACAAAACGGCCCUCCUGGGACGGCGUACAGGCUUAAACAAAACGGCCCUCCUGGGACCGCGUACAGGCCUAAACAAAACGGCCCUCCUGGGACGGCGCACAGAC